Messenger RNA from Boeremia exigua, 867 nucleotides. Its product is annotated as short chain dehydrogenase/reductase. The record is from RefSeq and is a predicted model, not a curated record. Lineage: Eukaryota; Fungi; Ascomycota; Dothideomycetes; Pleosporales; Didymellaceae. The transcript has 6 exons. Bases 87 to 848 code for a protein of 253 amino acids.
CCGCGCAACGCUUUGUUAAGUCACGGCUUCUAGUUGUGAAUACGACUCCUCGAAUCGACAAUUGCAACGGGAUAUUCUAGUGCACAAUGCCGUACUCGCUGAAAGGGCGGAAUGUCCUGAUCACAGGCGGCUCAGCCGGCCUCGGCGAACUGCUCUCCACGACCUUUGCGAAACAGGGCUGCAACAUCGCGAUCAACUACUUCAACCGCGUCGAGCCUGCGCAGGACGUGCAGAAGCGGUGUCAGGCGGAGGGCGUCAAGGCCGUGGUUAUCAAGGCUGACAUGACGAACACGGACGAAGCGCGGCGCGCCGUCCAGGAAGCGACGGAGCAACUCGGCGGUCUGGACAUUGUGCUUGCCAACGCCGGCUGGACUAAGUUCUGCGAGUGGGGGGACCACGAGGGGAUGAGCGAGGCGGAGUGGGAUAAGUGCUGGGCGGCCAAUGUCAAGGUGCCGCGUGCGCUGCUCCUCGCUGCUAAGCCGACGUUCGACGCAAACCCCGAGGGCGGCGUGAUGAUCACCACGGGCUCGAUAGCGGGCAUUGGGCAGGGCGGGUCGUCGAUGCCGUAUUCCGUGACCAAGGCUGCACAACUACAUCUAGUCAAGUGCCUGGCCGUCACGGAGGGGCCCAAGAUUCGUGUUAAUACUGUGCUGCCGGGUCUGCUGCUGACGGAGUGGGGCAAGAAGUACAGCCCGGAGCGGAUCAAGGCGCUGCAGAACGCGGCGGCGUUGAAGAAGGAUACGGAUCUGCAGGACUGUGUGGAUGCGUUUGUCAUGCUGGCGAAGAAUAGCAGCAUGACGGGGAUGCGGAUCCAGGUCGACGCCGGGCUGAAUGUGCAGGGCGCGUGAGGCGAGGGUCAAAUCCAAU